AUGGCCAUCGGAAUAGCACAAAAUCUUUCAGAAGAACACAUAUUAAAUCAAAAAAUUGUUGAACUUUAUGAGAGAUUAAAACAUGCCGAGAUGUUGAACUUAGAAAGAAGAAGUGAUAUUGUUAAUUUAAGGCAGAACUUUGGCAAUCUCCUACAUGCAGCCAGUAAAUUAGAUAGUGUGAAUAGUUCAUUUCGUGCAAGCUUAGGUACAUUAUUUAAAGAUUCUCAGCAGCUACUUGCAGGCAUACAAGGGGGAGUUGAUCUUCAAUUGCCGUCAAUUCAUCAUUUCCUUCCACAUCUACUUAGUUCGCCUGACAGCUUAUCUCCUGCUAUAAAACUUUCGAGGGGUAGAAGUGGUGUGACAAUGGUUUUAGGUGUACCUACAGUUAAAAGGGAAGUACAAAGUUAUUUAAUGUCAACAUUGCAAAAUCUCAUUGAAAAUAUGUCACCUGAACAGCAGAAAGAUGCUGUUAUCGUAGUAUUUAUUGCUGAAACUGAUAGUGACUAUGUUACCCGCCAAGCUAGUGAAAUUGAAAAUCAAUUCCAGGACCACAUUAACUCUGGUCUGUUAGAAGUAAUUGCACCUCCUAGUACUUAUUAUCCUGACUUCAACAAACUGCGACAGACUUUAGGGGAUCCUUUAGAACGUGUCAAGUGGCGUACGAAACAAAAUUUGGAUUUUUCAUAUCUUAUGAUGUAUGCUCAACCAAAAGGAAUGUUUUAUGUUCAAGUAAGUUAGAGUUUGCGAAUUUUACCAUUUUUG
This is a messenger RNA of Stegodyphus dumicola, 762 nucleotides long. It is a transcript of the gene Mgat4a, whose product is annotated as alpha-1,3-mannosyl-glycoprotein 4-beta-N-acetylglucosaminyltransferase a. Gene Ontology annotation, molecular function: acetylglucosaminyltransferase activity. NCBI's taxonomy places the organism in Eukaryota, Metazoa, Arthropoda, Arachnida, Araneae, Eresidae. The record is from RefSeq and is a predicted model, not a curated record. Gene Ontology annotation, biological process: protein N-linked glycosylation. Gene Ontology annotation, cellular component: endoplasmic reticulum-Golgi intermediate compartment; Golgi stack; endoplasmic reticulum.